AUGACAUUGCUACUAUCAAGAAUAGAUUAUGCAGCAGUGGGUGUCACAUCCAGAGGUACAACAAAGAUUUUCCCUGCAACAGAGCACAGGCAAAUGCAAAAGUUUGCUGUAGCUGAUCAUGAUGGUGUACUACAUGUCUAUGGUGUAAAAAAAGGUGAGCUACAGGUGUCAUUUAAAUCUCUACCAGGACCAAGGAUUAACAAAUUGGUUCUUGGUGGUAGUGGGCAUGAUAAAAUUUUUAUUGCACAGGGAAAUACUGUGAAAGGAUACACUAGGAAAGGAAAAUUAUUUUUGGAGUUUGAUACUAAUCUCAUAGACUCUAUUUCUGCACUAUAUGUACUUGGUCCAGAUUUGGCAGCUUGUGCCAGAGAUCUCUAUCACAGAUAUCAUGAUUGCAAAGAUGCUGACUCCUAUUUAGCGGGUGAAACUUUGUAUGAUGUUCUUCUUCUACCUGCUGACACUUCUCUCGUGUUUGCUAUAUUAGCUUGUGGAGAUUGUGCUAUACGAGUUCUUCAUGGUACCAAAACUCCAGUAAUUCUCAGACUUCCCAGUGUGCCUACAAUAUUGUCACUGUACAGAGAAGGUGAUGUUGAGUCCAAGGAACGUGUCCUAGUUGGAACCAUAGAUGGUAAAGUGGGAUUAUUAAUUUUGCAAGGUAACAAGACUCUGCGAAUCACUUGGCUGUUGAAUAUGACAGGCUCAGAAAUCACCUCUUUGGAUACUUAUGAAUUACAAGAUGGUCUAGACAUACUUAUUGGUCGUCAGGAUGGUACAAUUGAAGUAUACACUUUUCCUGAAGAAGACACAUUACCAUCAUUUCGUUAUCGUUAUAAUGCCAAUGAAAGUAUCAGUUCAGUAGCAGGAGGAAUAAUCGGUGCUGCAGGAUAUCCUGAGGUAUUGGUCACAACAUACUCAGGAAGAAUAUUUGGCUUAACUACCAGGCCACCAGGAAUUUUAGAAGCUGACCAAAAUGAUGGCUUGAUAAGGUUAAAAGGAGAGAUACAACAAUUACAAGGAAAAAUUAAUGAAGAGAAAGAAGCAGCUAAUUUUUCAGUUGAUCUUUUGGCUCCACUAAUUUUAUCAGUAAAUCAUAGAAUGGUCUUAAACAGGGAAGAUGCAUCCUACUCUCUUUCUGUAGAACUUGAUACACCAAUUGAUAACAUUUUAAUACAAUCGGACACCCCAAUUAAAUUAUUGGAUGUAGAAAGUAACAGUGCAGUGCUUAGUCUAUCAGCUUGUAAUCCCAAAGAAGGCAAUUUUGUUCUUGCUACUUAUCGCUGUCAAGUAAAUACUAGUCAUCUUGAAAUGCGGUUAAGAACCAUAGAGGGACAGCCUGGUACUUUGCAAAUUUAUGUUACUUCACAGGUACAACCAAAGUGCUGUCGGAAAAUAUCAAUACCCAUAUGUGCUCUUUCUCUUCACGUAAGGCAGUAUGAAGAUGAAAAUACAGAAUCUCAUAAUGGAGGACCUUUCAAUGAAUUAAAAUUAGUUGGGAGCUUCACUGUUGCAGAGAUGCAUGCCUGGCUUUUCUUUGCAUUACCUGACGUCCCUGAAAGACCUCAUUUAGAGGAAGGAGAAGCCAGUUUGACAUAUAUUUCUUCUUUUAUUGGUACACUCCUGAAGUGCAAGUAUAAGAAAGGAAGUGCAAUUUUUCUUGGAGAGAAUGUAUCAAGCAUUAUAAUUCUUAGAGACAUAUUAACCAGAGAAGCAACAAAAAGAAAGAUCAAAUUGGAUGUCUUCUGUAAUGUUGCAGAGAGUAGUAUAUCUAGGGUAUUGGAGUUAGUUCUUCCUCAACUGAACGCUGCUCAUGAUUUGAUCAUAAAAGUGAAAAUUCUGAAUGCUCUUGAGGAGUGGGAACUGAAGGAAAAUCCAAAGGAGAAUUUAUGCACAGAGUAUCAACAGUUGAUACAAAAAGAAGCAGAGAUAAGGUCACAAAUGACAAAGCAUAAUGAAAUUUUAGAAAGAUUACAUGCGGUUAUUACGGAUCUCUAUGUUGACUGGGAGAGAGCUAAACGUUCUCGUAGAAUCAGUGGCAAUGAUGCUGCAAAGAAGCUCAGCGCAGCGCUCGAAUCCAGAGAAUUGUCUCAACUCUUACAUGUGUUUAUUGAUACAAGUAACACGGUGCCUGCACCAUCUUCAGUACCAUCAUUGAUCAUCUAA
Messenger RNA from Habropoda laboriosa, 2160 nucleotides. Its product is annotated as Bardet-Biedl syndrome 7 protein homolog. The record is from RefSeq and is a predicted model, not a curated record. The transcript is spliced from 13 exons. Gene Ontology annotation, biological process: intracellular protein localization; cilium assembly; intracellular transport. Gene Ontology annotation, molecular function: protein binding. Lineage: Eukaryota; Metazoa; Arthropoda; Insecta; Hymenoptera; Apidae. Bases 1 to 2160 code for a protein of 719 amino acids. Gene Ontology annotation, cellular component: ciliary basal body; axoneme; BBSome.